Papaver somniferum (opium poppy) is the source of this 5583-nucleotide messenger RNA. Its product is annotated as protein SHOOT GRAVITROPISM 6-like. Gene Ontology annotation, cellular component: cytoplasm. The transcript is spliced from 51 exons. The record is from RefSeq and is a predicted model, not a curated record. Bases 93 to 5198 code for a protein of 1701 amino acids. Lineage: Eukaryota; Viridiplantae; Streptophyta; Magnoliopsida; Ranunculales; Papaveraceae.
ACCAACCUUUCCUCUCUUCUCUUUCCCUUCUUCUUCUUCUUAUUCUUUCGUCUUCUUUCUCGUAUCAUUCAUUCUGAGAUUCUUCAUCGACGAUGGCGUCUUCAAGUUCCGGAAACUCAAUUCCGGCACCUGAAGCGGUUCAAGUUCUUGUUACUUCUCUUGCUGAUGAAUCUACUAUGGUUAGAAGUUCUUCUAUGCUGACUCUCAAAGAUAUCGCGUCUCUGAAUCCAUUGUUAGUACUUGAUUGUUGCUCCAUUGUUUCUCGAGGAGGGAGACGAAGUUUUGGAAACAUGGCUGGACUUUUUCAAGUGAUGGCAUUUGCAGUAAGUUCAUUGGAUAAGAAAGAUGUUGAUGUUCAUUAUAUGGCUAAACUCGCUAAAAUUGCUACUACGGAGAUAAUAUCUUCGAAGGAACUACUUGCUGAUUGGCAAAGGGAUGCAGGGGGACUGCUAGUUUCAAUAGGCUCCCAUUUGCCGGAUCUGAUGAUGGAGGAGAUAUUUCUGCACCUAUCAGGUCCCAGUGCAGCUUUACCAGCCAUGGUUCAAGUCUUAGCUGACUUUGCUUCCGCACAAGCUCUGCAGUUUAGUCCGCGCCUGAAAGAUGUUUUUUCCAGGGUUUUGCCGAUUCUUGGAAGUGUGAAGGAUGCUCAUCGGCCAAUUUUUGCAAAUGCAUUCAAAUUCUGGUGUCAGGCUGUAUCGCAUUAUGGUGUGGACUUUCCAUCUCAUCGACUUCUCGAUAGUGACGUCAUGUCAUUCCUGAAUUCUGCUUUUGAGCUUCUAUUGAGAGUUUGGGCAAGUUCUCGAGAUCUGAAGGUGCGUGUCACUUCCGUGGAGGCGUUAGGGCAGAUGGUUGGCCUUAUUCCUAGAACUCAAUUAAAGGCAGCUUUACCAAGACUUAUCCCUACUGUAUUGGAUCUGUAUAAGAAAGAUCAAGAUAUUGCUUUAUUAGCAACUUGUACUCUACAUAAUCUUCUGAAUGCUGCUUUACUGUCUGAGAUUGGUCCUCCGUUGCUUGAUUUUGAGGAACUUGCUAUAAUUUUGUCCACGCUUCUGCCAGUGGUAUCCAUUCAUAAUGACCACAAUGAGCAUUCAAAUAUCCCAGUUGAGCGGAAGACCUAUAAUGAAGUUCAGCAUUGCUUCCUAGCAGUUGGCACUGUAUAUCCCGAGGAAAUAUUCAUGUUUCUUUUGAAUAGAUGCAGGUCAAAGGAAGAAGUUCUUACCUUUGGCGCCCUUACUGUAAUUAAGCACCUUUUGCCCAGGUUGUUAGAGCCUUGGUUUUCUAAAAGGCCUCUACUUGUUGACUCCGUAAGGCUGCUUCUAGAUGAACAUAAUUUAGGUGUUUGCAAGGCAGUUGCCGAGUUGAUUGUGGUUAUGGCUUCCCACUGUUACUUGGUUGGUCCUGCUGGAGAAUUAUUCGUUGAGUAUCUUGUACGCCACUGUUCCAUAUCCGACGAGGAAAUAAAGGACGAAAAUGCAAGGGAAUCUCUUCGGGUGAGGUUUGGGGGCAUUUGUUCAAGUCCAAAGGAGCUACGGGCAAUUUGUGAAAAGGGUCUUCUCUUAAUAACUAUUACCAUUCCUGAAAUGGAGCAUGUACUUUGGCCUUUUCUCUUGAAGAUGAUUGUUCCACAGAAGUAUACUGGUGCAGCUGCAACGGUUUGUAGAUGCAUCACCGAACUAUUCCGGCAUAGAUCAUCUUAUACCGUUUCUGUGAUUACCGACUGUGGAUCUCGUGCUGAUAUACCCAAGCCUGUGGAGCUUUUUGCACGGCUGAUGGUGCUUUUGCACGAUCCUCUGGCUAGGGAGCAACUGGCAACUCAAACUUUGACAGUAUUGUGUUACUUGGCGCCCCUCUUUCCCAAAAACAUCUGCUUGUUUUGGCAAGAUGAGAUUCCGAAAAUGAAGGCUUAUAUCAGUGACACUGAAGAUCUAAAGCAGGACCGUUCAUAUCAAGAUGCUUGGGAUGACAUGAUUGUAAAUUUUCUCGCAGAAUCUUUGGAUGUGAUGGAGGAUGCUGAGUGGGUGAUUUCCUUGGGAGAUACUUUUGCUGAACAAUAUGAACUUUAUGAAUCUGAUGACGAGCACGCAGCUCUACUUCAUAGAUGUCUUGGGGUGCUGCUUAAGAAAGUUGAUGACAGGGCUUAUGUUCGUGAGAAGAUCAACUGGAUGUAUAAACAAGCUAAUAUUGCGGUUCCAACUAAUAGGCUUGGUCUAGCAAAAGGCAUGGGGUUGGUUGCCGCAUCACACUUGGACACCGUCUUGGAAAAGCUGAAGGAUAUUCUUGACAAUGUUGGACAGAAUUUUUUUCAGAGCAGAUUUCUUGCGUUCUUUUCUGAUAGAGUGAAAGUAGAAGAUUCCGAUGAUAUACAUGCUGCUUUAGCUUUAAUGUAUGGAUAUGCUGCCAGAUAUGCCCCAUCGACAAUUAUUGAAGCCAGAAUAGAUGCCCUUGUGGGGACUAACAUGCUUUCAAGGCUUCUUCACGUGCACCACCCUACAGCAAAACAAGCUGUUAUCACAGCAAUUGAUUUACUUGGUCAAGCUGUCAUCAGUGCUGCUGAAAGUGGUGCAUCCUUCCCAUUAAAAAGAAGAGACCUCAUGCUUGAUUAUAUAUUGACUUUGAUGGGUCGUGAUGAUAAUGAUGGACUUGGCAGUUCUAAUCUUGAACUUCUUCGCACACAGACCCUUGCUUUAAGUGCCUGUACGACAUUGGUUUCUGUGGAACCAAAGCUAACAGUGGAUACAAGAAAUCAUGUUAUGAAGGCAACACUAGGUUUUUUCGCUUUGCCGAAUGACCCAACAGACAUUGUUGACCCGCUUAUAAACAAUCUUAUUACUCUGUUGUGCGCAAUUCUCCUAACGAGUGGGGAAGAUGGUAGAAGUCGAUCUGAGCAGUUAUUACAUAUUCUGCGACAACUUGAUAAAUUUGUUUCCUCCCCUGUGGAGCAUCAAAGAAGAAGAGGUUGUUUAGCUGUGCAUGAGAUGCUUCUCAAGUUCCGAACACUUUAUUCUAGUGGAAAUUACACGCAUAGUAAUCAGAUGGAUCGGAUGCUGCAAAAGAACUUUUCAAAUUUGCCAUCUGUAUUUGUGUUGCCAAGUCGGACCUCCUUGUGUAUUGGGGAAAGGGUUAUCGUUUAUCUUCCGCGUUGUGCAGAUUCCAGUUCUGAAGUUAGAAAAGUUUCAGCACAGAUUCUCGAUCUUUUCUUCACAGUAGCUCUAUCUCUCCCAAGACCAGCAGGAUCAAAUGUUCGAGAAAUUGAAAUUUCUUAUAGUGCUUUGUCUUCCCUCGAAGAUGUCAUUGCCAUUUUGAGAAGUGAUGCGUCUAUCGAUCAAUCAGAGGUUUUUAACAGGGUUGUUUCGUCUGUAUGUAUUUUAUUAUCAAGGGAUGAGCUUGUGGCUACGUUGCUUGGUUGCACUACUUCUGUAUGCGAUAAGAUCAAGCAGUCAGCAGAAGGCGCUAUUCAAGCAGUAAUUGAAUUUGUAAUGAAGAGGGGACAUGAGCUGAAUGAAUCGGAUGUCUCGAGGACAACCCAGUCUUUGUUAUCUGCGACAAUGCUUGUUGCUGAGAAGCAUUUACGCCAGGAAAUUCUUGGUGCUAUAUCUUGUCUUGCGGAACACACAAAUUCAAAGAUUGUUUUCAGUGAAGUACUGGCUGCUGCAGGAAAGGACAUACUCACAAAGGAUAUAUCUAGAUUACGUGGAGGUUGGCCAAUGCAAGAUGUGUUCUAUGCAUUUUCGCAGCAUGCAGUUCUGUCAUUUUCAUUCCUUGAACAUGUGGUAUUAGUCCUUAACCAGAUACCGUAUGUCAAAGGUGAUUCUGAUGGAGCGGACAGCAGUUCUCACUCCUUCGACAGUCCUGUAGAGGAAAAUGUUCUACAAGCAGCUGUUCUUGCUCUUACUGCACUAUUCAAAGGUGGUGGUAAGGUUGGGAAGAAAGCCGUUGAGCAAAGUUAUGCUGUUGUCCUUUCUGCACUCACACUUCAAUUAGGAGGUUGCCAUGGUCUUGCUGGAUCUGGUCACCCGGAACCUCUACGAACUCUGUUAACUGCUUUCCAAGCAUUCUGUGAAUGUGUUGGAGACCUUGAAAUGGGAAAGAUUUUGGCUAGAGACGGAGAACAAAAUAAAGAUGAGAAGUGGAUCAGUCUUAUUGGAGAGCUGGCAGGUUGCAUCUCCAUAAAGAGACCUAAAGAGGUCCCAACUAUAUGUGUACUUCUAAGCAAGGCUUUGAAUGGAAGCCAUAAAUUUCAAAGAGAAGCUGCUGCUGCAGCACUGUCAGAGUUUGUUCGCUUUAGUGAUGGGGUUAGUUCCCUGCUGGAACAAAUGGUUGAAGCGUUGUGCCAACAUGUAUCGGAUGAGUCACCUUCUGUUAGACGUCUUUGUCUAAGAGGACUAGUGCAGAUACCUUCUAUUCAUAUGCUUCAACAUGUUGCUCAAGUUCUUGGGGUGGUAGUAGCUCUACUUGAGGAUCCAGAUGAAUCUGUUCAACUGACGGCAGUAUUAUGCUUGCUCAGAGUACUUGAAUCAUCACCUGAAGAGGCUGUCAACCUGGUUUUACUCAAUCUAUCUGUGCGGCUUCGGAAUCUACAGGUGUCAAUGGAUCCGAAAAUGCGAGCUAGUGCCUUUAAGUCUUUUGGAAUGUUAUGCAACUUCGAACUUGGUGCACAACGUGAGGCUUUUCUUGAGCAGGUGCAUGUGGCACUCCCACGCUUGAUUCUCCAUGUCCAUGAUGAGGAUGUAGCUGUUCGACAAGCUUGCCGGAAAACCCUCCAACAAAUUGCGCCCUUGAUAGACAUGGACGACAUGGCUGCCCUCUUCAAUAUGCAUUGUUUCAAUUCCGACCAUCGAAGCGACUAUGAGGACUUUUUAAGGGAUCUUACAAGACAACUGUGUCAGAAUUUUUCCACCAGAGCUGGUACUUACAUGGCAUCUGUAAUCCAGGCUAUUGACGCUCCUUGGCCAAAGAUCCAGGCGAACGCCAUCUAUUUCUCUAGUAGCAUGUUGUCUCAUUCAGAUGAUCAACGCAUCUUGGUUCCUUACUAUGCACAAGUGUUUGGUAUGCUCAUAGGCAAAUUGAGUCGAUCACCGGAUGCAGUUGUCCGAGCAACCUGCUCUUCCUCUCUAGGGUUGUUGCUGAAAUCCACGAACUCACUCUCGUGGAGAGUAUCAAGGCUCGAGUCAGUACGUAAGAGUCAUGAAGUCGUGUAAGUUUUGUAUACAACAAAUUCAGGAAGAGGAAGGAAGUAAAGAAAUAUACUGUAAAAUAUGAAGAGAAGCAAGUGGUGAGCGUUCUCCCCUUUGUAACUUUGGUGACCCACGGCAUCGAGCCUAAUAAUCUCCCUCAUUUGUAAAUUGGUUUGUAUAGCUGCUUGUGAUGUAAAUUUAUGUAGUCAUGUUAACACAAUCAAGUGUGAUUUCUUUGGUGUAUAGUGCUAUCGGAACCUGAAACAAUAGUGUAAGGUAGAGCUAUUCCAGUUUGUUCAAUAGAUUAUAUUCGCUUCUGCAAAAAAAUAAUCAGAUGAUGCUAAUUUGUAAAUCUGUUUGAUCUGCUGAUGCAUAGCAGGUCAAUUUUGUUUAUUCAUAAAGCAGUUCA